AUGCCACCAGAAACAACCGCUCUUGCCGACAAGCGAGGUACUCCUGUAACGAAGCCGACCCCAUACUCACUUCACACCGGACUUAUAUCACAGAGACAAAAAAAAAACCAGCGUGGAGAAAGGCAGCAAGUUUUCCCAGACACCAUCUUGCACCAUACCUCGGAAGACACUAGCCUCCUGAAACAUAAACAUGGCAGACCCAACUUACCUCAGCUGCAACACAUAGGCAACCUGCACGGAACCCAAUGGAAAGAAAAGACGACGUGCCCAGAUCUCUGA
Molecule: messenger RNA, 279 nt
Organism: Pelobates cultripes (western spadefoot toad)
Lineage: Eukaryota; Metazoa; Chordata; Amphibia; Anura; Pelobatidae
Source: the annotation of a GenBank genome assembly